GGAGCGGGAGCUAAUAAAGUGUGCCGGUGUGUUGGUGUGCCUGAACCCCGGGGAGAGUAGCCACAGUCUGGAUAGUCUGUGUUCUCUGACUGUUGGUGUCAGACAGACCAUUUUUUAACAUCCAGGUGUUAAAGUUUGUGGCUGACUGGCCCUUCAGUGUGCAGGUUGACUCAGACCAGAGACAGCGAGGAUGGGUGGUGGAGGCCAGCUCACAGAGCCAGGUGAGCCAGGCAGCGGGCGAGGUGGCAGUAAGUACACCUGGGAGGAGGUGCAGAGCCACUGCAGCAGGAAUGACCAGUGGCUGGUUAUCAAUCGGAAGGUUUAUAACAUCACACACUGGGCCAAGAGGCACCCAGGGGGCUUUCGUGUCAUCAGCCACUAUGCUGGAGAGGAUGCCACGGAUGCGUUUGCUGCUUUUCACCCGGAUCCAAAGUUUGUUCAAAAGUUUCUGAAGCCCCUGCUGAUCGGAGAGCUGGCAGCAACAGAGCCCAGCCAGGACCGAAACAAAAAUGCUGCCAUCAUAAAGGAUUUCCAAACUUUACGUGCUAACGCAGAGAGAGAGGGUCUGUUUCAAGCUCGGCCUUUGUUCUUCUACUUCCACCUGGGUCACAUCUUGCUGCUGGAGGCCCUCGCCUGGCUGAUAGUGUGGCUCUGGGGGACGAGCUGGACACUGACGCUGCUGUGCUCCGUCAUUUUGGCCACUGCUCAGGCGCAGGCCGGAUGGCUGCAACAUGACUUCGGUCACCUGUCUGUAUUCAAAAAGUCUAGCUGGAAUCACUUUCUGCACAAGUUUGUCAUCGGCCAUUUAAAGGGAGCUUCUGGCAACUGGUGGAAUCAUCGACAUUUCCAGCAUCAUGCGAAACCCAACGUCUUCAGUAAAGACCCUGAUGUCAACAUGCUACACGUCUUUGUAGUUGGAGCCACUCAACCAGUAGAGUACGGUGUAAAAAAGAUAAAGCACAUGCCCUAUCAUCGCCAGCACCAGUACUUCUUUCUCCUCGGACCACCGCUGCUCAUUCCAGUUUAUUUCCACAUUCAGAUAAUGCGCUGCAUGAUCUCCCGCCACGACUGGGUGGAUCUGGCUUGGUCCAUGUCCUACUACCUUCGUUACCUCUGCUUUUAUUUACCGCUAUACGGCCUGUUUGGAUCAAUGGCGCUCAUCAGCUUCGUCAGGUUUCUGGAGAGUCACUGGUUCGUGUGGGUGACUCAAAUGAAUCAUCUGCCGAUGGAUAUAGACCACGAGAAGCACCAGGACUGGCUGAGCAUGCAGUUACAUGCCACCUGCAAUAUUGAGCAGUCCCACUUCAACGACUGGUUCAGCGGGCACCUCAACUUCCAAAUUGAACACCAUCUGUUUCCUACGAUGCCGCGCCACAACUACCACCAGGUGGCCCCUCUGGUCCGUGCACUGUGUGAGAAACAUGGGAUUCCUUACCAUGUUAAGACAAUGUGCCAAGGCGUCGUUGAUGUUGUCAGGUCACUGAAAAACUCAGGGGACCUCUGGCUUGAUGCAUAUCUUCAUAAAUGAUCAGCUGAUUUUACUGCUUAAACUGUACAUAAAAGGAGUGAAGUCUUUGUCCUCCUCUGCAUCAUGAAUUGAUCGUAUUGGUUUGGUUUUAUAUUACAGUUUACAGUGUGGGAAUGAUCUUCUUAUCGUUAGUGUUAUAGUUCAGUCUUUUCAGAUUCUGUGCAGGAUUUUUACAGUGCUGACAGGAUUUUUCUAAAUCGCCUUACAGUAUAUUAAACAACAGUAGAAUGGUGUUAUAAAUACAAUCGUGAAAACUGUGAGUUCUUAAAAGCUUUCUUUUCUAUCAUGUGAUACAGUUUGAACAUAAAACAUGGAAGUUACGCAACUGAAGGUUCAUACGUUCUGCUCUCGUAAUUUUCUCUUAUCGAGCUUUGAAAACUUUUGUCUUCAGCGUUAACUCUUGUUCUGAUACAAUAAAGAAUCUGUGUUGACUGUU
Scomber japonicus (chub mackerel) is the source of this 1964-nucleotide messenger RNA. RefSeq names its product fatty acid desaturase 2 (gene fads2). Gene Ontology annotation, biological process: lipid metabolic process. Gene Ontology annotation, cellular component: membrane. The record is from RefSeq and is a predicted model, not a curated record. Gene Ontology annotation, molecular function: oxidoreductase activity, acting on paired donors, with oxidation of a pair of donors resulting in the reduction of molecular oxygen to two molecules of water. The transcript is spliced from 13 exons. Bases 191 to 1528 code for a protein of 445 amino acids. NCBI's taxonomy places the organism in Eukaryota, Metazoa, Chordata, Actinopteri, Scombriformes, Scombridae.